AUGGACACCAGGGCAGGAGCGCACCAUGGAGUUAGUGCAACAGAGGUGUUAUUGGCGGGUGUGUCCUCGGAUGUGGCAAGUUGGUGUCACGAGUGUGACCGGUGCCAGGCAGCCAAAGACACCCAGCCACUGGCUCAGGCUUUUAUGGGGCGGUUAAUGUCAUCUAGGCCAAAUGACAUCUUGGCAGUGGACUUCACAGUGUUAGAGCCCACAAGCUCUGGCAUCGAAAACGUUUUGGUGAUGACUGACGUUUUCAGUAAGUAUACCCUUGCUGUUCCAACGAGGGAUCAGCGAGCGGAGACGGUGGCACAAGCCCUGGUGACCGAAUGGUUUUACAGGUUCGGUGUUCCGGGCCGUCUCCACUCGGACCAGGGUCGAAAUUUUGAGUCUUUGUUGAUACGUCAGUUAUGUGAGCUUUAUGGUGUGGUGAAGUCUUGUACUACCCCCUAUCACCCGGCCGGUAACGGCCAGUGUGAACGCUUUAACCGCACUCUACAUAAUCUGUUGCGUACUCUGCCAGUGUCCAGGAAACGAGACUGGGUAGCGUGUCUUCCCCAGGUAGUGUUCAGUUAUAAUAGCACCCCUCAUCAGAGCACAGGGGAAUCGCCACACUUCUUGAUGUUUGGACAGGAGCCACGAUUGCCUGUAGAUUUUCUGUUGGGGAGAGAACCACAGCUAAGGGAGGGUAGUGUGCAUGACUGGGUCUUGGAACAUCAAACGAGGCUCCAGGUGGCCUUUGCAGGUGCACGGGAACGGUUGCAGGUCAUGGCUGAUAGGCGCAAGGCCAAUCAUGAUCAGCACGUCCGAGAUGAACCAUUGGUGGAGGGUCAACUGGUGUACCUCCGUGAUUAUGGGGUAAGGGGCCGCCAUAAAAUCCAGGACCUAUGGAGCCCAGUGGUCUACCAAGUGAUAAGGGCACCCAAGGAAGGUGGUGUAGUGUACACCAUUGCGCCUGUAGAUGACCUGACCAAGGUAAGGAACGUGCAUCGUUCACUGCUAAAGAGAAGAGUCUGUAAGGACACAGUUGGUACUAACCAUGGCAGUCCUUUACCUGACCCAGUUGUGGGCACAUCAUCGUUAGCUGAGGAAGAGGAUGAGGUAGAUUUAUUAGCUUUGGUCCAAGAACGGGAUCAAGUUGAUGUCGAAUUAAGAAUUGGUGGGCUGGCAUCUGGGGUGGAACAUGGUCCACAGGAGAGGGUGAGUGUUACGGGACCCGUUCCUGCUAACUGGCCAGGAUUACAGGCUCCAGCUAGGGAUACAGCUAUGUUGCCGGAGCCACAGCCUGAAGCCCUGGUUAGGUGGAUGAGGGUGCGUUACGCAGGACAAAACGUGCAAAUGCGGGCCAACAUCCAAAUGUACACCAUCUUCCCCGUUCAGUAG
Messenger RNA from Silurus meridionalis, 1380 nucleotides. RefSeq lists its product as uncharacterized. Gene Ontology annotation, molecular function: nucleic acid binding. Gene Ontology annotation, biological process: DNA integration. The record is from RefSeq and is a predicted model, not a curated record. Bases 1 to 1380 code for a protein of 459 amino acids. The transcript has a single exon. NCBI's taxonomy places the organism in Eukaryota, Metazoa, Chordata, Actinopteri, Siluriformes, Siluridae.